Messenger RNA from Paramecium pentaurelia, 1494 nucleotides. Lineage: Eukaryota; Ciliophora; Oligohymenophorea; Peniculida; Parameciidae. The record is from the annotation of a GenBank genome assembly.
AUGAUAAUUAAGUAUAUCCUCUUAAAUAUACUAAUCCAAUUAUGCAAGACAAUCAAAGUUUAAGGAGAUUUAUGUUCUUGUGAAGAUCUUUAAGUUUCAGAAUGUUUGAAUUCUUAUAAAUGUUCAAUAAAUGGAAAUGUUUGUGGAAACUUAAUUUGUUCAAAUAGAUCUUCAGGUUAAUGUUCAUCAACCGAAACUAAUUAUAAAUGUAAAUGGAAUGCUUCUACAUAAACUUGUAUUGAUUAUACAUAUUCAUGCUCUGAAAUUCCAUUAACAGAUUGCUCAUAUAAUUCUCAAAAAGACAUCAAUUGUGUUCCUGAUGCUAAUUAAAAUUGCGUAGAGUUUUCUUGUGCUCUAGCAUCAUUUAAUUGCCCUAGAAACUUAUGUUCUUAUACUUACAACGGUGUAUGCUCAAAUCCAAUUUAAGGAUUGAAUUGCUCCACUUUAUCUAAUAAUCUUUGUGAUUUUUAUUAUGAUGGAGUUGGUCAUGUUUGCAAUUUGAAUGAUAUAGGUAAAUGCACUUCUUAUAACCUUUACGGAUUAAAUUUUAGAUGUUCUGAAUGGAGUGAUUCAAAAAAUGCUUGUUAAAAAAUCAACUGUAUUUAUGAUGAAGAUACAAAAAAAUGCAGAGAAUUCAAAUGCAUAGAAAUAAUUGAUCAAAAUUAUUGUACAAAAUAUAAUUAUAAUAAUGAAUUAAAAAUUGUUGAAAUAUGCAAAUGGUAUUAAGGAUAAUGUUCAUCACUUGAAAUAACAGAUAUAACCAAAUUUAAAGAAUAUGAAUGUUAAGAAAAAACUGGAAAUAGAUUUUGCUGGAAUUCAACUUAUGGAUGUUAACCUUGCAAAUAAAUCUAGAUUAUUAAUUCAGAUCCAGAUUUAUGUAAUACUUGUAUUUAACAAAUUAAUACUUGUGCUAAACUAAAUAAUACUUAUUCUUAUUUAACUAAUAUCUGCUUUGAAAAAAUAACUUGUCCUACUUGUCCUACUUGUUAAACUGGUUCAACCUGUCCUACUUGUCCAACCUGUCCAACCUGUCCAACCUCUUUAAAAAACCUGACAUGUUCUGAUCUAACUAAAAAUUAUGGUACUUUAAUAGGUCAAUGCUAUUCUAAAGAUACAGAAAAUUCUACUAAUACAAAUUGUCCAAAAACAAUAUCAAGUUGUUCUGAUCUAGUUAAUAACCAUAAUACACAGUGCAAUAAAGAUUUAAAAUAAGAAACAUAUUGUUCAAAAUAAGAUUUUCCGCAAUACAAAAGUUGUGAAGAACUUAAAUUAUAAUAUUCUGAUAUAUUACCAACCUGGUUUGAUUGCGAGUAUCAAAAUGUAUGUAUAGAAAGCUCAGAUGAUAAAAUGUGGAUUCCUUUUCUGAUUCUCUUUAUUAUAUUUUUUAUCAUAGUUGUUGGAAUAAUAAUUAAGAAAUAUUUUAAAAUCAACUCAACCACACAAAUUGCAAUACCAUUUGACAAUAAAGAUUUGGAUGGUGAUUUACAACGUUGA